Thelazia callipaeda (thelaziosis nematode) is the source of this 5267-nucleotide messenger RNA. Lineage: Eukaryota; Metazoa; Nematoda; Chromadorea; Rhabditida; Thelaziidae. The record is from the annotation of a GenBank genome assembly.
AUGGAUGGUAACGGUAGCAAAAUCAUUAAAAGAUAUGUACUGUUGAUGUUGCUGCUAUUAAUUGAUUGUAUGGUGCACCAAGUUUUGGCUACAAUCGAAGCAAGCAUCGAUCUUGGCACUGAGCUACCGUUUAUGGCUACCGCAUUUGUGCAAACAGGCAAUGAAUUGCAUUAUUUUUCAGAUAUCGAAUAUCAUGAAACAUUAGUCAGCGGUGCACCUGUCAAAAGCAAUAGUGAUGAAAACGGAUUAAUGCUCAAUAACCAAUUACAAUUUAGUCCAAGCGAAUUGCAGUUUGGUGAACAAUGGUUAGGGUCAUCAAAUCAACAGGAAGUACUAAUUUUUAAUCCAACCGCUUCAUCAGUUCGUUUUGAUGCUAUUUCUGGUUCAACUGUUCAUUUUCACUGUUCAUUCCCUUAUCAUAAGACCGUGAAUCCUGGUGAAUCGACUACUUUCAGAGUUGUUUUUCUGCCCCGACAGGAGGGCUUAAUCGAAAAUGUCCUUUUUGUGCAUUCAUCUUUAGGAACAUUCACUUAUUCUGUCAAAGGUAAAGGUGCAGCAAGUACAUAUCGAAUACGUCCGUGGAUUAAAGUGAAAGUACCAGUAAAUGGGACAAUGAUAUCACCAAUUCAUUUUCACAAUCCACAUUCAACGACGUUACAUGUUACAGAAAUAUGCACCAGUGGUGGUGAUUUACAUUUAGAACUGCCGCAUAUCGCACCUGAAACCUUACAUCCAGUUUCUUUAUGGAACAUUGCUCCAUACGAGACAAAAACUUUAGUAAGUGCAAAGUUGUUGGGGGUUUGUAAGCGAAAUUCGACAGUAUAUGUAAAAAUCAGGACUAGUAGAAAAGAGCGUAUUGUAAGUCAAUUUUGGAAUGAUUCCAAUCAAAAUGAAGUGGACGUACAAAACAUCCAAGAAACAUUCAUCAUUCCAGUUGAGGUAGAAAUCACUCAAAAGCGUGGAUUAUAUCCCAGCGUUGACUUGUUGGAUUUCGGAUUAAUAAGGGCUGGUGAAAAAUCUCCUGAACUAAUGUUGGAAAUUAUUUCAACGCUUGAAAAAGGCAUCGAAAUUGAUAAUCUUUAUGCGGAGCGAAGUGAUAAACCAAAUGGUAUUUAUAUGGAGUUUGCUUCGAAACCACCAAUUUCUGUAAAGUGCGGAGCUAGACAACAACCUGGUGCAUCAAAAGAAAUAGCUAAAAUAGUAUUUGACACAAAUUUGUUACGUGCUAAUGAAGAAGUCUCGAAGCUAGUACGUUAUAGAGGAAGGAUUGUUGCUGAAGCUCGAGGUGGUAUCUUUAAUAUAACAGUACCGUAUGUUGCACAAGUAUAUUAUGGAUCAUUAAAACCUAAAAUGGAGGAUAUUGCAUUUCAUAGUCUUCUACAGCCACCUGUAUCGCGGAGUAUCUCUCUAACUAACGAUCUACCAUUUGGAGUUGUUAUUUGGAAUGUGACUUUAGAUUCAGAUGCACAGCGAUCAUUUCAAGCAAAGUUGUUGUCAAAUGUCGUAGUAAUUGUUGCUGGUGAAACGAAGCCGGUGAUUUAUUUAAAGUACUUUGGCAAGGAAAAAAAUGGAUUUACAGCAUCUUUCACAGUUCACACUAAUGUUACAUCCUUUAAAAUACCACUCGUAAUUUUCAAUGGAAAGCUCAAGAUAAUUUUGCAAUCUUUAAAUCAAAAAGAAUUUGAUUUUGGAUUGAUGGAUGUUGGAGACAGUCGUUCAAUACAGUUCGCUAUAAUAAAUGAGAAUCCUGUUACCAUUACUAUAAAAAAUCUAAGAAGAGCAUUACCAUCAGUAACGACGUUAUUACUGUUGAAUGUUGAAACUAAACAAAACGCUGGCUUAAAUUUCACGAACCACCGGAAAACAGAUUUAUCGCACAUCUGGCGCGAGGGCGAAAAUUUCCAGUUACCUGGCUCCAGUUUUGCAGUAUUUAAAUAUACACUACGAGCUUCAAGUGAUUAUGGAGUUGUAGCUAGUAAUUUUAUCAUUGAAACAGCUUUUGAACAUGCAUCGUUUAUAGUCUCCUAUACAGUUGGUGGUGGUACAAUUGUAACAGUACCUGAAGUGCUUACUUUUGUUGACGCAUUUCCUGGUCGGAUAAGUUCACAUUCUUUAAAAGUAUUUAGCACAUUCAAAGAAGAUAUGCGAGUCUUGCGUAUCUCAUCGUUAUCAGGGGAUCACAGAGUUUUCUUUGAUGUACCAAAUUCCGAAAAUCCUCCGAUGAUCAGAGCUGGAACACUGUCGGAUCUCGGCCGUGUGCACGUCAUAGCGAGUGCCAAUUGCACAGACAACUGUUAUCUCGGUAUGCCAUUGCACACGGCCGAUGGACAAUGGUUUACUUAUGGUGUAAAGCUACCACAAAACCUUGCAGAAAUAGACUACUAUCUUUAUAACAGAUUUAGACGAAAAUUUUUGGCGCUUCAGGCGGAAGGCAAGAACUAUGUAAAUGAAACCAUAAUUAUUGAAACCGAUAAAGUUAAACAGCUAGAAGUACCUUUAUUGGCAGAACUUGUUUGGCCGAGACUUUUAACACGUUCGACUGUUCAUUUUCCUCUUACAGCAGUAGGAAAUUUUACGAUAGUGAAUUUAACAUUAACAAAUCCUUCAUCAUUACCUGUGGCAGUACAGUUGUUACCUUUGGUGAUUUAUCCCGAUGCCGAUGCACUAAUUGAUUUUUUUCGCAGUGAAUUAGAUUCUCCACUUACAGAACCAGUUGAAAUGAACGAAACUCUGAUGUUUUCAUUGCGCGAUACAGAAUUAUUCACUUUAAAGCCUGAUAGUCCCGUACCGAAAUUAAGGGAACAACUAGAAGAUGUUCUCGGAAUACAGGUUCCAAAGUUUACCUUAUCGAUGUUAUUACAACCAGGUAUGAAAGCACGAGUUCGCAUUGGUUUUUUGCCUUCUGAUUAUCUUCUUCGUUCUUCUUUACUGCUAAUUCGCAACAAUUUAACGGUACUAGAACCAGUUGUUUUGUACGGUCGUGGAGCGCAUAUGGAUAUGCAAGUAGAAGGCCGUGCUGCAAGAAGUCGUGAUCCAUUAACUUUUGAGAUACAACCUCAUCAUCUUUCCGAUUGUCAUAAUCCGAAACGUUUAACGCACAAACUUUUCACGACACUUACUGUGAAGCGUUCGUUCACUGUUGUUAACACUGGCGAAAUAGCAUUUACUGUCGUCAAUAUGAGUAUUAAUAACUUUGCUUGUGAAAAUCGAGGUUUUCGUAUUCUAAACUGUCAUCCUUUCAGACUGAAACCGAAUGCAACACACAUUCUGGACAUUGCGUAUACGCCUGAUUUUUUGAUGUCUUGGAACGAAGCUACUCUGCAAUUUUAUAUGCACAUGAAUGGAACAUCCUGGUUGUUUCCAAUUGGCGCAUCUGUACCACGUCAUAUGUUGGCAAAAUGUCAUUCAGCUUUGCCUCGUCCACCUUUUGAAAGUCUAAUAUUUUGUCUAAUAUGCGUAAUUGCUUGCGCGUAUUUGGAAGGUGAUCGAACAGUUACAUGUGCUAUAAAACAACAGUCUGGGCAGAUACGACAAAUUUUCGAUCUGAAUGCUGUUGAUCCAUUGCUUAGCAGUGAAACAGUUAUGAAGUCUUCAAGAUCUCGGCGGAAUGUUUUGCAUUAUUCAAAAGAAUCUUCGUUGUUGGUACGCUCAUUCUGGCAAACAGCAAAUAAUAUUCUUUGGUUGUUUUCAUUGGUCUGGCAGUUCCGUAGUGAUGAGCCGAUGAAGCCAGCAAAAACACGACAGACGAAGACACUAAUUAAAUGCAAUGUUACUUCGGCUUAUUCUGUAAAAGAUAUUAUGAGUAAUGGUUCAUCACAGUCAACUAUGACAUCGGAUUCAUCUAGUCGGACGACGAGUUUUUCUGAUGUAACAGAAAAACGAUAUGGUCACAAAAGCUCUAGUUCUUCUCCGCAUUCGAUUGGAUACCCGUCACAUACUGAUCAUUUGCUGAAGAAAACAUCUUCCAGUGGAGAGUACAAAUCUACCAAAGAAAAAAUUCAUCAUAAAUAUGUGCAAAGUAGAACUAUAAUUUUAGACUCCAAUAGAUUACGAUCGACAGUCACUGAAACUGCUGCUACGUUAUGGAAUUUGCAUGAUUCCAAUGUAUAUUCGAAAAAGUCAGGAUUGAAUAGCAAUGAAGAGUGUACUUCUCCUCGAAGAACCAAAAAAUCGGCCCACGAUUAUGUAUCACUAAGUGUUGCUGCAGUGCAGACCACGCCGACUCUAGAGAACGGUGGCAAUUGGUUAUCAACAGAUAAUGAAAAAGCUGUUGACGCAAGAUUGGAUGCAGAUUUGAGUGAUACAAAUGCUCUACCUGAAUGGGUAGAUGAACCUGUUACUUUACCCAACGCUAAUGUUGAUGAAGAUUUCGUUGCUUUAGCAAAUGCUGCUGAGCGUUUGUUUUCAUCUGGAGUUAAAUUACCUUCUACUCGACCACCACCUGUUACUAUUGUUCAUCCAUUGCAAUCUGAAAAGAAAAUAGACUUGCAAGAAAAGCAAAAGCUUUUUUCUAAAAACGAAUUGAGUCACAGAAAUACUGCGAUACUAGGUGCAGUCGGUUCAGAAAGAUAUGAGUAUAAAGCAAAUGGUAACCGACCGAGUGCAUUCAUUGAACAAUUGCAAAAGGAACGAAAAUUAGCUGAAGAUCAGUAUUUGAGAAACAAGCGCCUGAAAGAUGAACAAGAGGAACUCUGGCCAGGAUUUAAUCUAAAACUUCCAUUAUUAACAGAAAAUUUAUGGGAUGGGGAAUAUGAGAAACAAAAAAGAAAUGAAAGUGUCUGGCAAGUACCUCUAAAUUAUUCAAAUUAUUCAAGUAAUAACUGGUCGCCUGCUGCAUCGAGAAAUUAUAUUCAUUGUCGACAGACGAAUUCAGGCCAUGCAUGCAAUCACUCUGCGGACUCAAUUCAUUCGUUUAAAUUUAAUCCGGAAGCACCAGCAUUCGAUGUCGAAAAUUCACUGCAUUCACAACCUGGAAUGAUGAAUUCAGCACUACCAGGAUCACCUGCACUGUCUCUUCAUUCAACAGAAUUGCUUCCUGAAGUAAGAUCGGAUCGACUACAUAGGAUGCAACGUCAUGAUACUUAUUUCGAUGAUCCACUUGGAUUAUCAGGAAGUCUUUUUGGACGAGGCAUGACAAACAUCUGGGCAAAUGAUCCAGAUCAUGAAUUCCAAAAUACUGAAUGUGAGACGGCUUCUGCUUCAGCUGCCGUCUACUGGGCUGAAAAGCUCUUAUCUAAAGAAGAUAGAGGGAAAAAGGAGAGAUAAAC